Guillardia theta CCMP2712 is the source of this 480-nucleotide messenger RNA. RefSeq lists its product as hypothetical. NCBI's taxonomy places the organism in Eukaryota, Cryptophyceae, Pyrenomonadales, Geminigeraceae. The record is from RefSeq and is a predicted model, not a curated record. The transcript has 3 exons. The coding region runs from base 1 to 480 and encodes 159 amino acids.
AUGCACUGGGAAACUCACAGAAUUGCUGCAAAGCUCAAGGAUGGGGUAACUAUGACGAGACAUUGCAAGAAACGGCUGCAAGAGAUGCAACGCAAGGAGACAGAGGAGAAGGAGCGCAAGGAGAAGGAAGAGAAGGAGCGCAAGGAGAAGGAAGAGAAGGAGCGCAAGGAGAAGGAAGAGAAGGAGCGCAAGGAGAAGGAAGAGAAGGAGCGCAAGGAGAAGCAAGAGAAGGAGCGCAAGGAGAAGGAAGAGAAGGAGCGCAAGGAGAAGGGGGAGAAGGAGCACAAGGAGAAGCAAGAGAAGGAGCGCAAGGAGAAGCAAGAGAAGGAGCGCAAGGAGAGGGGGGAAGGAGCGCAAGGAGAAGGGGGAGAGGGAACGCAAGGAGAGGGGGGAAUUGAAUUCAGAGACGCCUGUGAAGAUCGCUUUUGGAUCGGAUAUCAAGAGGACUGUGGUCUCUUCUUAUCAAGACCUUCUGGCUGA